GGUAGCCUUAACAGCAGCUGCUAUGUUGCAUACAACAAAUGCUUCCAUACUGUCUACAAGCAACACGGCACAGCAGACUAUACCAACAAUCGCAGCAACUAUAGCAUCUGCCAAUGCAACAGCAAUUCCACAAUCAUUUGACACAUUAACAGCAACAACAGCAGCUGCACUCUCUGCAUAUCCUUUGACUGUGCUGGAUGCGAGUGUUGCACAAACUGACUGGAAUCUUACAGUGUUGGGUGCAGCCGCAUCUACCAUCAAUGACACCUACGAUAAUGCACACAUCAAUGGUGAGAACAGCGAUUGGUUGGAUACGUUGAUACUAUCCUUUAAAGCGGCGAUUAUGCUGUUCAUUAUAAUUGCCGCCAUUUUUGGAAAUAUGCUUGUAAUUAUUUCUGUGAUGCGAGUUAGAAAACUAAGAAUCAUAACCAACUAUUUCGUAGUCUCGCUAGCCAUGGCUGAUAUUAUGGUCGCUAUUAUGGCCAUGACAUUUAACUUUAGUGUGCAAGUAACUGGGCGUUGGCUAUUUAGUCCUUUCUUGUGUGAUUUAUGGAACAGUUUGGAUGUUUACUUCUCAACAGCGAGCAUAUUGCACUUGUGCUGCAUAUCAGUGGAUAGAUACUAUGCCAUUGUAAAGCCGCUCAAGUAUCCGAUUAGCAUGACAAAGCGCGUCGUUGGUAUCAUGAUACUAAACACAUGGAUAUCACCAGCACUGCUGUCCUUUCUGCCCAUAUUUAUUGGUUGGUAUACGACCGAGGAUCACAAGCGAUUCGUCGAGGCGCAUAAAGACCGCUGCGAGUUCAUUGUGAAUAAGCCAUACUGCAUCGUUUCCAGUUCGAUUUCGUUCUGGAUACCUUGCACCAUUAUGAUAUUCACGUACUUGGCCAUAUUCCAUGAAGCGAAUCGACAAGAGAAACAACUGAUGAUGCGUCAAGGCAACGCUAUGCUGAUGCAUAGGCAAUCAGUGGGUGUGAGCGCAGGCGGCGAAGCGUUAAGCGGUUCCGGUUCAUCAAAAACUUUAACUUUGCAUGAAGUCGAGCAGGAUCAUACGCCCACUAAGGAUAAACAUUUAAUCAAAAUGAAACGAGAACACAAGGCUGCAAGAACUUUAGGUAUAAUAAUGGGCACUUUUAUAGUUUGUUGGCUGCCAUUCUUUCUGUGGUACACAAUUACAACUUUAUGCGAUGAAUGCAGAGUUCCAGAUAUUGUUGUUGCAAUAUUAUUUUGGAUUGGGUAUUUUAAUUCAACACUAAAUCCACUCAUCUACGCAUAUUUCAACCGUGAUUUCCGGGAAGCAUUUCGCAAUACUUUGCAAUGCAUUUUCUGCACUUGGUGGCGGGAUCGUCACCUACCUCUCGAUAUCGAUAUCCGACGCUCCAGUUUGCGUUAUGACACACGUGCUAAAAGUGUUUAUUCGGAAAGUUACCUCAAUGCAAAUCAUCCGAACCAGCGGCGUACCAGUCAGCUUGUCGAGAGUUUAUAAUCCAGGGAGGAUGUGCUGCUGGCACCAGCGCCCGCAACAAAGCACAUGCAAAUUCGCACUGCACCCACAACGCCAACGCACCGACUAACAGCGCCCGACAAUGCCACACUUACGGACGGAAUGAACGAUAGCUGCUCAGAUGGCGUGGAACAGAUACAAAUUGAAAUACCUCUGGAAUAUGUUAAUAAAUGGCACAAGAACAAUAGCAACAAUAGCAGCAUCAACAGUAAUAAACGCAACACAACACUCGUUUAAUCGAUAAAACACUGCAGGACAAAAACAAAACAGAAAACCCAACACGAUUUGUUAUUGUAAAUUUUAAGUCGUGUAAACCAAG
Teleopsis dalmanni is the source of this 1820-nucleotide messenger RNA. It is a transcript of the gene Octbeta2R, whose product is annotated as octopamine receptor beta-2R. Lineage: Eukaryota; Metazoa; Arthropoda; Insecta; Diptera; Diopsidae. Gene Ontology annotation, biological process: adenylate cyclase-activating adrenergic receptor signaling pathway. Gene Ontology annotation, molecular function: octopamine receptor activity. The record is from RefSeq and is a predicted model, not a curated record. The transcript is spliced from 6 exons. Gene Ontology annotation, cellular component: membrane. The coding region runs from base 23 to 1483 and encodes 486 amino acids.